GCGGGUGGCAGUGUGAGUGGGGAUGUUCGUGUGAGAUGAGAGACAACAGCCUGAGUUUGCCCUCUGGACCUGGAAGCUGAUGCAUCAUGGAGCGGCUGGUUUUCUGCGUUUUGGUAUUCGGCGCGCUGGCAAAGGCGCAGAACUGUCCCGGUCGCUGCAUCUGCCAGACCAUCUCCCCCACGCUGCUCUGCGCCAAGACGGGCCUGCUCUUCGUGCCGCCGACCAUCGACCGCAAGACGGUGGAGCUGCGCCUCACCGACAACUUCAUCACGGUGAUCCGGCGCAAGGACUUCCUCAACAUGACCAGUCUGGUCCACCUGACGCUCUCGCGCAACACCAUCAGCCAAAUCGCACCGCAAGCCUUCGUGGGCCUCCGGGCCCUGCGCGCCCUGCACAUGGACAGCAACCGGCUCACCGUCAUCAAGAGCGAGCACCUGAAGGGGCUGAUGAACCUGCGCCACCUCAUUCUGGGCAACAACCAGAUACACAGCAUCGCCGCCACCUGCUUCGACGAGUUUGUGUCCACCAUCGAGGACCUGGACUUGUCCUACAACAACCUGAGGACUCUGCCGUGGGACGCCAUCGCCAGGAUGACCAACAUCAACACGCUGUCGCUCGACCACAACCUCAUUGACUACAUCAAGGCGGGGACGUUCACCAUGCUCACCAAGCUGGUCCGCCUGGAUAUGACGUCGAACCGUCUGCACAAGCUGCCACCGGAUAACCUCUUUCAGAAUGCGCAGGUCAGUUCUGACCCCAAGAACCCCACCAACCCGAGCAAGCUGGCGGUGAGCUUCGGGGGCAACCCGCUGCACUGCAACUGCGAGCUGCUCUGGCUGCGCCGGCUGACGCGCGAGGAUGACCUGGAGACGUGCGCCUCGCCCGACCAGCUCAUGGACAAGUACUUCUGGUCCAUCCAGGAGGAGGAGUUCAACUGCGUGGCGCCGCUCAUCACCAAGCACGCCGUCUCCAACCCGUACGUCAUGGAGGGCCAGAGCGUGGCGCUGAAGUGCAAGGCUGUGGGCGACCCGGAGCCCGACAUCCACUGGCGCUUCCCCGACGGCAAGCUGGUGCACAACAACUCGCGCACCAUCGUCCACGACAACGGCACGCUGGAGAUCCUCAUCACCACGCUCAAGGACAACGGCGCCUUCACCUGCGUGGCCUCCAACGCCGCCGGCAUGGUGACGGCCACUGUGGAGAUCGGCAUGAUCCCGCUGCCGCUCUUCGUCAACAACACGGCGCACAUGCGGGAGAUGUCGGGCGUGUCGGACAUCACCAUCUCCAAGUCCAACGACACCAAGAGCCAGGACAAGAGGGUGGUGGUGGCCGACGUCACCUCGUCCUCCGCCGUCAUCCGCUGGCCGUCGGAGAGGCACAUCCCCAACAUACGCAUGUACCAGAUCCAGUACAACAGCUCGGCCGACGACACGCUCGUCUACAGAAUGAUCCCGUCCACCAGCAAGACCUUCCUGAUCAACGACCUGGCGGCGGGGCGCGAGUACGACCUCUGCGUGCUGGCCGUGUACGACGACGGCAUCCGGCUGCUGACGGCCACGCGCGUGGUGGGCUGCGUCCAGUUCCACACCACGCCCGAGACCAGCCAGUGCCGCUUCAUCCACAGCCAGUUCCUGGGCGGCACCAUGAUCAUCAUCAUCGGCGGCAUCAUCGUGGCCUCCGUCCUGGUCUUCAUCAUCAUCCUCAUGAUCCGUUACAAGGCCCACGGCGGGCCCGACGGCGCCAAGCCCAAAGGCGGGAGUGGCAGCGGUAGCGGCAGCGGCAGCAGCAGUACGGUCCACCUCCACAACAACGGGAGCGGGGAAGGACGGAGUCAGGGCGGUGGCGGCGCCAGCACUAGCGGUGGCAGGAUGUGCCGCUCGGUCUCCAAGCAGCAAUCGGUGGCUCCGCUGACGGAGGAGAGCCGCUGCCUGGAGGGGCAUCCGUCGUCGUCGUCGAUGGCCAGGGACUGCAAGGCGCUGGUACUCAAGCUGGAGUCGGGAGGCGGUGGUCACGGCGACUCGGCCGUGCUGGAGGUGGACCUGCCCUCGUUCUCGGCCAUGGAGAAGACGGCCAAGGCGGCCGUGGCCGCGCUCGCCCGCCGCGCCAGCCUGGACGCCCAGCAGCUGUACGGCGGGGGCAGCGGGGCGCUGGGUGGCAGCGGGGCCGGGACCUUCUCCGAGGACACGGGCACGGACAGCAGCCUGACGGGCUCCACCAUGUCGCUGUGCCUCAUCGGGCACAGCGGCGGUGGUGGUGGUGGCAGUGGUGGGGGCGGCGGCGGUGGCAGCGGGGCCAAGGACAGCAGGAAGGGUGCCCUGGCUAACAUGGGGCUGCUGCCCAGCGAGCUGGCACGGACGCGACACCGCUUCUCCUUCGACGGGGACUACGCGCUGUUCCAGAGCCACAGCUACCCGCGGCGCGCCCGGACGCGCCGGCACAAGUCCUCCAAUCAGAUCAACGUGGACUCCUCGCCGCUGGCCAAUCGCAAGGUCACGUUCAGCAGCACCGAGUGGAUGCUCGAGAGCACAGUCUGAG
Molecule: messenger RNA, 2535 nt
Organism: Engraulis encrasicolus (European anchovy)
Lineage: Eukaryota; Metazoa; Chordata; Actinopteri; Clupeiformes; Engraulidae
Gene: lrfn1
Product: leucine rich repeat and fibronectin type III domain containing 1
Exons: 4
Coding region: 87-2534 (815 amino acids)
Molecular function (GO): protein binding
Source: RefSeq, a predicted model, not a curated record